AUGUCUUUCUCCGAAUUCUCAAAGGAUCUCGGACAAUCAAAACCCCCAAGUUCCUCCUCUUCAACAGGUGCAAACGCAGGAACCCCAACAUCUUUCUAUCACGACAUUGAAAUCUCAGACUCUUCUGCAAACUCAGACUCUAACGAAAACGACCCAGAUGACGACGAUGUUGCAGUCCCUUCUAUAACCCCUUCCAACCCUUCAUCUGAUCUUCCAGAUCCAGUCCCCAUCCCAGGUGCCUCUUCUGCAGAUGUUGCUCCAUCCUCCUCUACCUCAUCAUCUAUCUCUUCUUCAACUGCUGCCUCAGCUUCCACAAUCACAAAUAUUUCAUCAGUAGUGUCUCCAAGAGACCUUUCGCCACUCCCAGCAAACAAGUCUUUUGCAGGUAUUAUCAGCUCUUCUCCAGCUCCAGGCUCCGUCGGAUCAUCCGGUCCCACUUUUGCAUCCUCUCCUACUCUCUCUGCUCUUUCUCUUGGAACUGAUUCCCAUCAACGUUCUGUGUCCUCAUCUUCUUCAAAAACAUUUGAAUUUAAUGGUACUCAGGUCCCUAAAAUUGGUAAAAUCGGUGUUUGUGCUUUGGACGCAAAGGCCCGCUCAAAACCAUGUCGUCAUAUUCUUAACAAGCUUAUUGAACAUGGAGAAUUUGAAACUGUGAUUUUUGGUGAUAAAGUCAUUCUUGAUGAAUCAAUUGAAAAUUGGCCCACAUGCGACUUUCUCAUUUCCUUCUUUUCAAAUGGUUUCCCUCUUCAAAAGGCUAUCGAUUAUGUUAAUCUCAGAAAGCCUUAUCUUGUCAAUGAUCUCGAACUCCAAAAAAUUUUAUGGGAUCGCCGCCUCGUGCUUAGACUCCUCGAAGCCUCUGGUGUCCCCACCCCACGCCGCAUUGUUGUAUCUCGUGAUGGAGGCCCCCACGUGGAGCCAGCAGUUCGUGAAAAGCUUCGCGAGCACGGAGUUGAGAUCAAGGAAGAACUCCCCUUGGAAUUUGAAAUGAUUGAUCAAGAUACUUUGAAAUUUGCCGACGGUCAAAUCUUGAAAAAACCCUUUGUUGAAAAACCUGUUGAUGGCGAAGAUCACAAUGUCUUUGUUUAUUACAAUUCUUCUACUGGUGGUGGUGGCCGCAGACUCUUCCGAAAGGUUGGUAACAAGUCUUCAGAAUACGAUCCGGACCUUACAUCCCCCCGCACAGAGGGUUCCUUUAUCUACGAGGAGUUUAUGGAUACUGACAACUUUGAAGAUGUCAAGGCUUAUACUGUUGGUCCUCACUUUUGUCAUGCAGAGACUCGUAAGUCGCCUGUUGUUGAUGGUGUUGUCCGUCGUAACACAUAUGGCAAGGAGAUUCGAUUUGUCACCAAACUCACCGAUGAAGAAAUCAAAAUGGCAUCCAGUAUUUCGGAAGCCUUUGAGCAAACCAUUUGCGGAUUUGAUUUGCUCCGUGUCAAUGGUAAAUCCUAUGUGAUUGACGUUAAUGGCUUUUCAUUUGUCAAAGAUAAUCAGGAUUAUUACAAUAAUGCUGCUCGCAUUCUGCGUCAACUUUUUAUUCAAGCCAAAAAGGACCGCAACGAGCGCAAUAAGAAAAUCUUGCCCAAUGAUGCCACCGUUGUUGAAAAGGAACAAAAGUGGAAACAAAAGGGCCAGAUUUAUGUUAUUCGCCAUGCUGACCGUACACCUAAGCAAAAGUUUAAGUUUUCAUUCAAGUCGAAAACUUUUAUCAAUCUUCUACGCGGCCAUAAGGAAGAGGUCAUUAUCCGUGAAAAGCCUGAUUUGGCUUACAUUCUUAAGGUAACCAAACGUGCCCAGGAUGAAGGCAAGGAAGACCCAGAUAAACUUUCGCAGCUGCGAAUGGCUUUGGAAAAGAAGAAGGAUUUCCCUGGAACAAAAGUCCAACUCAAGCCUGUUCUUAAUAAGGAAAUUAAUAAGGUUGAGAAAGUUCAAGUUAUUAUUAAAUGGGGCGGUGAACCUACCCACUCUGCACGCUACCAGGCUUUGGAUCUAGGUACUCAAAUGCGCCAGGAAACACUUUUGCUCAACAAGGACUUGGUCAAUAAUGUUAAGAUCUUUACAUCUUCUGAACGUCGUGUUGUUGCUUCUGCAAGAAUUUGGGCUUCUGCCUACCUUGACCUUGAAGACGUUCCUGAAGACUUGUUAUCUAUUCGCAAAGAUUGGCUCGAUGAUUCCAAUGCAGCCAAAGAUCUUAUGGACAAGGUCAAGAAGAAACUUAAGCCUUUGUUGCGUCAGGGCCUGGAGCCUCCACCACAGUUUACUUGGCCUCCCAAGUUCCCCGAGCCAUUUAUUGUGUUGUCACGCGUUGUAGAACUCAUGAACUAUCACGCACGCAUCUUGGCUUACAAUUUUGCCCAUCAGGAUGUUGAUACGUUCCAAUCUCGUUGGUGCUGCAGUGAAGACCCUGUACUGUUCCGAGAACGCUGGGAUAAGCUGUUUAAAGAGUUUGUGUCUGUGGAAAAGGUUGAUCCUUCCAAGAUUUCUGAACUUUAUGAUACUAUGAAGUUUGACGGAUUGCACAAUAGACAAUUCCUUGAACAUGUCUUUAGACCUGAUCCUGCCAUGGGUGACCAGUUUGACCCACCCAAAACAGCGUUUGCCCCCCUUCAAAUGCCUAAGGUUUCUGCAGUAUUCCAGCACAAACCUGAGUCGGGUGCACCCAAGGCUUCACUCCCCACAUCUACGGCAUUUGAUGGCCCUGAGUUUGGGUAUCUGCGUGAGCUUUACACUCUGUCGAAGAUUUUGUUUGACUUUAUUUGUCCACAGGAGUACGGUAUUGAGGCCAAGGAAAAGUUGGACAUUGGAUUGCUGACAUCAUUGCCACUUGUACAGCAGAUUCUCAAGGAGAUUGAGGAGAUGCAGACUGGUGGUGAGUGCCGCUCAGUGUUUUACUUCACUAAGGAGUCGCAUAUUUACACUCUGCUCAAUGUGAUUUAUGAGUCUCAGAUUCCGACCAAGGUUGCACGUAACCAUCUUCCUGAGCUGGAUUAUCUGACCCAGAUUGGGUUUGAGAUUUACGAGGCUGAAGAUAAGAAGCAUUCAAUUCGUCUUACCAUUUCACCCGGAUGUAAUACGCCAAACCCACUUGACGUGCAACUCGACUCGAAACAUUGCAUUUCGUGUAUCCCACUUGUCGCACUUACUCGUCAUUUGGACUCGGACUUGCUUGCAUCUAAGUUUAAGUCACGCUUUGCUCGUGUGUCGCUUCCUAAGAAGUUUAUUCCUUUAAACUGGAACUCGGGUGAACUCCAGGACGUGUUGACACCGCCCAGUUCAAGUGGAAGCUCUGGAGGUGAUGAUGAGGAAUCCAAGGACAUUAAAGAAGAUAAGGAAGAAGUCAAGGACAUUAAAGAAGAUAAGGAGGAAGUCAAGGACAUUAAAGAAGAUAAGGAGGAAGUCAAGGAGGAAUCCAAGUAA
Messenger RNA from Magnusiomyces paraingens, 3414 nucleotides. RefSeq lists its product as uncharacterized. The coding region runs from base 1 to 3414 and encodes 1137 amino acids. Gene Ontology annotation, cellular component: cytosol. Gene Ontology annotation, biological process: inositol metabolic process; inositol phosphate biosynthetic process. NCBI's taxonomy places the organism in Eukaryota, Fungi, Ascomycota, Dipodascomycetes, Dipodascales, Dipodascaceae. The record is from RefSeq and is a predicted model, not a curated record. Gene Ontology annotation, molecular function: 5-diphosphoinositol pentakisphosphate 1-kinase activity; diphosphoinositol pentakisphosphate kinase activity; inositol hexakisphosphate kinase activity. The transcript has 2 exons.